UGCUUCAGGGAGAACUGGUGGAGAAACCACUGAGAACCAUGUUGACAGAUCUGGAGAACUCCUUGAACACCUUGAUUGAUGUCUUCCACAAGUAUUCCCUGCUGAAAGGGAAUAAUCAUGCUGUUGACAAGAAUGACUUCAAGAAAUUGAUAGAUACUGAGUGUCCUAAGUACACCAAGGGCAAGGACUCCAACACCUGGUUUAAAGAGUUGGAUAUCAAUAGUGAUGGCGCAGUUAACUUUGAGGAGUACCUCAUACUGCUGGUAAAGAUCGGCGUGAUUGCCCACAAACAAUCCCACGAGUAGCAGAGGGACUAUGCCUUAGGGAUGGACUCCCAUAUAAACCUCUGUAAAAUA
Sorex araneus (European shrew) is the source of this 356-nucleotide messenger RNA. RefSeq names its product S100 calcium binding protein A8 (gene S100A8). Gene Ontology annotation, molecular function: calcium ion binding. The transcript is spliced from 3 exons. Gene Ontology annotation, biological process: leukocyte migration involved in inflammatory response; neutrophil aggregation; response to lipopolysaccharide. The record is from RefSeq and is a predicted model, not a curated record. Lineage: Eukaryota; Metazoa; Chordata; Mammalia; Eulipotyphla; Soricidae. Gene Ontology annotation, cellular component: cytoplasm. Bases 39 to 305 code for a protein of 88 amino acids.